Messenger RNA from Patiria miniata (bat star), 1501 nucleotides. Its product is annotated as coiled-coil domain-containing protein 24-like. The record is from RefSeq and is a predicted model, not a curated record. NCBI's taxonomy places the organism in Eukaryota, Metazoa, Echinodermata, Asteroidea, Valvatida, Asterinidae. The coding region runs from base 163 to 1428 and encodes 421 amino acids. The transcript is spliced from 10 exons.
AUUUUGUAAAAUAAUUUCUAAAGAGGAUUCCCAGAAAGUUAAACAGUCUUCAGCAGAUUAGAGCUUCAAGUCAUGUGAAUUCACCAGCGACUUGUAAGAACCAGAGAAUCAGAGAUAUGAUCAGAACCAAGCAAGAAGAGCUACUUCCUUGACCCUGUCACCAUGGCAAUGACCCCAACAUCAUCCAUGGAAGCCUACGCUCCUCCAGACUGUCUCUGGAGGUUGGUGGAGGAGAAUGUCGCUCCUGGCGAGAGGCAAGAGAUCCGUGAUGUCCUUGGGAACUCAAUGGUGGACCAAAGCCUUGAACUUCACACAGAGGUUGAAGCGUUGCUGGAGAUUUGGCAAGACUAUCGGCAGGAGGCAGAGCCAACAUUACCCCUGUCCAAGGUGCUGCCGGAGCCCCCACUUCUGAGAAAAAGCCUGAAGGGGCAAAUCCGAAUUCUGGUGGAGAGUCUGAAAGAACGGGCAAAGGAAGAAGGCAGGGAUUCUGGCUUGAGCUUGUCCAGGCAAAACAGCGAAGUUCUCGACUACGCACUGAAUGACAGCCCAAGAGAUUGUAGCACCCCGGCUAGUCCACGAAGACCCUCGACUGCUUUCAGUAUCCGAGAUGGACGAGAGACACCCAUGAGAAUGACGCCCUCUAGUGACGGGGAUGAACUAUCGGCAACAUCCACACUCAGCGACCGGGUAGACUCGGUCAAGGACCAACUGACCUAUCUCCAGAUAGACGAAGUCAUCCACGAUUUGAGGAGCGCCUUGGAAGACGAAGUCAGCCAGCUGCUGCAAGACAUCAGAUUCUUGCAAGGAUGCCUGGAGGAGGAGUCAGACUUCCGAGCGCCGUCCAGAAUGGCGACACAGAUACAGGAACCGUCCAUCCAAGAUUUACGAGCAGAGAAGAGUUUGUUGGAGAAACAGCUGGAAGAGGCCUCCUCUAGGAGCACAAUCAACAUCAUCAACUCCGUCCGACCAAAGACAACAGCAACACCUCCCUCUCCAAAGAAGCUUCCAAGCCCAUUGGUGCCCUCAGGCAGGAGCUCUUCCAAGCUGCGUCCGUCCCCACCACCCUCAGCAAGCAAUGGAGCCAGGCAGGGUCCCUUCAAGGUUCCACCAGCAACCUUGGGAAAAGCUAGAACCUCAGGCAACAGAGGGGACAACUGCAGACUCGAGACGAAGAGCAGAGAGAAAAAAGUAGCAACCCAUACACCUAGCUCUGAAGCCCACAAGAAGCCUUCCAUCCAAACCAUAGCAAGUCCCCCUCACAGCCCUGCUUCCAGAACUCUAUCCUCAGGACCCCGCGAUCCAUCGUUAUCCCCUCCGCCAAAUCUCCGGCCGUCCCCGCCCUCCUCCGGCAAACCGCCCAUGGGACGACCCACCUCCGCCCAGCGAUUCAGGACCAGGGUGCUGGAAGCCCGGCAAGGGAAGACGUAGCAGGACUUGCAUGGCUAGUCUAACGGAUGUCAGGGUCGAUUCCUUCCCUUCUUCACACUUACUUCAGAGAUUU